This is a messenger RNA of Olea europaea var. sylvestris, 1044 nucleotides long. RefSeq names its product 4-hydroxybenzoate polyprenyltransferase, mitochondrial-like. Gene Ontology annotation, cellular component: mitochondrial inner membrane. Gene Ontology annotation, molecular function: transferase activity, transferring alkyl or aryl (other than methyl) groups. The transcript is spliced from 3 exons. Gene Ontology annotation, biological process: ubiquinone biosynthetic process. NCBI's taxonomy places the organism in Eukaryota, Viridiplantae, Streptophyta, Magnoliopsida, Lamiales, Oleaceae. The record is from RefSeq and is a predicted model, not a curated record. Bases 313 to 1029 code for a protein of 238 amino acids.
ACAUGGAUGCGGAUUGAAGAAAAGUAUCCAAAUCAAACACUCGUCUCCCAUUUUUAAACCAAACAGUCUUCAAAAAUCAAAACCCAAAUUUUUUUUCGAAGUCUGGAAAUUGUAUCAGAACUCCCCAAACCAAUCCAAGCCCCAAAGUUAUGGACUUUCUUGACUUAGGAUUUUGUAUUUUCAUUUGUGUUUUAUGAAGCCAAUGAGAUAUAGAAGUGAUUAAAGAAGAGAAUUAUUAUUAAUCAUUUCGAAUUUCAUUAAUAGGAAAUUGCAGAGUGCUUCUCAACUGAUGCUUAUUUCUGUAUUUUACUCAUGGCAAUGUAUCGACUCUCUCACGGCCGCCGCCUCCUCUGCUGCGGCCACUCUUACCUCUCAAUUGCCCUUUCCGGCAUUAACCCUCCGCCGACCUCAAACCAGAGUAAUAAUUUCCUUCAUUCGCUUCUCGAUGCUCCCAAUUUCUUCGAAUUCACCCUAAGAAACUCCAGCUCAAGACACCAAUUUUACAAUUCUUUUCAUUUAAUCCGACCAUUCGGUGUGUAUCAAACGCUUUUUGGAAAUUCUCACAUUUCUACGCUAGCAUCAAAGGAAAACGAGCAAAAACCGAAAAAUAAUGGGAGUAGUAAGCCCGAUCAGUCGUGGAUCGAUGUUUAUUUACCUCAAAAGGCUCGGCCUUAUGCCCACCUGGCGCGCAUCGAUAAGCCGAUUGGCACUUGGCUUCUUGCUUGGCCAUGCAUGUGGUCUAUAACGAUGGCAGCAGUUCCAGCGACUCUUCCAGACUUUAAGAUGAUGGCUUUGUUUGGUUCAGGGGCAUUGCUUUUACGUGGUGCAGGAUGUACAAUCAACGAUCUACUUGAUCAAGAUAUUGAUAGAAAGGUAGAGCGGACAAGGUCGAGGCCAGUUGCCAGUGGCAUUUUGACACCAUUUCAAGGACUUUGUUUUCUUGCUUUUCAAUUGAGUUUAGGUCUUGGGGUUCUUCUGCAAUUGAACAACUUUAGGUUUGUUUUAUUUUCCAGUCAUUCUUUAUUUUGAUUAUGAUAGGAUUAC